AUGGAGACGACGGCCGCCAUAACCAAACAGUUCUGCAAGGAUGCGCUGGUGUGUUUGGCCGCCGCCGAUGACACAGUGCUGCCCUCACCGGCCACCCAGGCGUCCGGCGAGUCCGUGGAGGCGGUCGCACUCAGCGUCGUCCAGGCGUGCUCGGCGGCCGGACUCGCACCGACUCGCGAGAUGUUCAACCACCUCCUCGUCGCCAUCGCCGCCAAGGGUCCCCCCUCGGCGGUCCUCGACUGGUUUGGGCGGGCUCGCUCGGCCGGCAUCGGAGUUGGAACGAUCGCCUGCAACCUGGUUAUCGCAGCGCACGUGGCGCAAGGCGACGUGAAGACGGCGGCCGAGCUGCUCACACUCAUGAUGCGGGGCGAGGCGGCACGCGGCGGGCUCCCGCCUCCCAACGCCGUCACCUUCAACACAGUGAUCAGCGCCUUUGCGCGCGCCUGCGACCCGCAAAAGGCGGAGCUAACCCUCGUGGCGAUGAUCGACAGCGGCCUCGUGCCGGCCGGGCCCGCGUCCUACGCGUCCGUCAUCGCCGCGUGGGCGCGUGCCGCGCAGCCGGCGACCGCGGAGCGGUGGCUCAGCCGGAUGCUCUCGUCGUGCGUCCCUCUGGCCGGCACCGCCGCCUCGGAGGUGGUCGCCUUCAACGCGACGCUGGACGCGUUCGCAAAGGCGUCGGACGUGAGCGGGGCGCGGCGUGUGCUCGACCUGUUCCGCACGAGGGCGGACUCCACGCCCGGCCUGCCCAUGCGAAGAGAGCUCGAGCGGGCGGGCCUGCAGCCCAACACAAUCUCCUUCUCGGCGGUGAUCCACGCGCACGCCAACGCCGGCGACGCGGCCAAGGCGCAGGGGUGGCUCGACUCGAUGCGCGCUCGAGGCGUGCCCGCCGACGCGGUGUGCUUCAACUCGGUCUGCGCGGCACACGCGCGGCGCGGCGACGUGGCGAGCGCGUCGGUCUGCUUCCGGGCGAUGGAGGAGGCAGGCGUAUGCGCCUCGCCGCAGACGCACGCCAUCCUGGUCCACGCGCUGGCAGCGUGCUUCAACUCGCUCAUCUCGCUCUUCGCCCGCCAGCGGCAGCCCCUCCGUGCGGAAGGCGUCCUCGCGCUGAUGCGGGAGGCGAGGGUCCGGCCGACGCUCGUCACGCUCAACGCGCUCGCGUCGGCGCACGCAUCAGUCGGCGACAUGGACGCGACCGAGCGCAUCUUGGGCCAGGCCACGACGGCCUUCCGCUUCAGCCUCGACCACUACUCCUUCGCGGCGCUCUUCCAGGCUGCCCGACGCGUCGCGAUCAACACGCACCUGGCGGAGCUUGCUCGGAACCUCCCCGGAACCUCCCCGCAGGCGCAGCUGCGAGCCGAGUACGACGCGUCACGGGCCAAGGCUUCCGCUGCCGUCACGGCGCGCCAGCGCCAGCCCGGGCUCUCUGACGCGGCCGCGUUUCCGACGCGAUGCACACUCGCUUGCAGGCGCCGGCGCGGCACGCCACGCGGUGGCGGGCCAAAGAGCGGCGGAAAGGGGCUUGGCAGGGUGCCGUCGCUCAAGACCAUCGCAAAGCCGCCCCCGCCGAAGGCGUCGCCUCGCCGGCCUUCCCGUGCGCGCCCUCGUCUCCCGCCCACGCCCGCGCUGCCGAGCGAGACUCCUGAGGGUGAGGCGGCGAACACGGUAGGCUCCGCGUCCUUCUCCGAGGACGUGGCCGACGCGGAGGCGGAGGCGGCCGAGCCUCCGCCGGUCCGCGCGGUGGGCGCCUCGCUCUCGCGCUCCAAGUCGGAACGCUCGCGGCUGCUCGCGCUCGCCGAGGGCGUCGCUCGGUCGGAGCAGUUGUUUGAGGGCGGCGCUCCGCAGCCGGUCCCGUUGCGCCGUUGGGCAGCCUCCCAGUUGGCCCUGGACCUCACCGACCAGGUCAGCCUCUAG
Molecule: messenger RNA, 1911 nt
Organism: Emiliania huxleyi CCMP1516
Lineage: Eukaryota; Haptophyta; Isochrysidales; Noelaerhabdaceae
Exons: 6
Coding region: 1-1911 (636 amino acids)
Molecular function (GO): protein binding
Source: RefSeq, a predicted model, not a curated record